Salvelinus fontinalis (brook trout) is the source of this 939-nucleotide messenger RNA. Its product is annotated as RING finger protein 208-like. The record is from RefSeq and is a predicted model, not a curated record. Bases 181 to 582 code for a protein of 133 amino acids. The transcript is spliced from 2 exons. NCBI's taxonomy places the organism in Eukaryota, Metazoa, Chordata, Actinopteri, Salmoniformes, Salmonidae. Gene Ontology annotation, biological process: protein ubiquitination. Gene Ontology annotation, molecular function: ubiquitin protein ligase activity.
CCUACGCUCCUAAGCACAGAUCUAGGAUCAGCUCAUCCUCAUCAAAUCCAAACCAGGACGUUUAGAAUUCACAAGGGGAACACUGACCUCAGACCAGCGUUUAAACCCCACGUCUUCCUGCCUAGACACUGACUCUCUGUCCAGAGUUCCUCUGUGCUCCAGCCGUAUAUCCAUCCAGCCAUGGGUCUGAUGAGCGAGGACAUGGAGUGCUGCGUCUGCCUCCAGCCCUACUCUCGUAGGGAGAAGAUCCCUCGGAUGCUCCACUGUAAGCACACAUUCUGUGGGCUGUGCUUGCAGGCGAUGUCCAGGCUCCAGAGCGGCCUACUGACAGUAUGCUGCCCCCUGUGCCAUUGGAUCACCUGCACCGAGCCCAGCCUCACCGUGUCGGGGUCGCUGUGGGUUAACACUGAGAUCUGGGACCAGAUACUAGACACACAACAGGAAGAGGAGGAGGAAGAGAGGAAGGAAGCUAACAGACAGACACAGACCACUACACAGAACACAUGGUCUCCAUCAAAGCAUUGUGGCCUGAGGAUCAAAUUACAGAAUUUCCUGAGGAGGAUGAAGCACAAUGUACUGUAAACCGAGAAGACGAAGAGCAGAGAAGAAGAAGGGUUAAAUAAUAAUAUUAAUAAUAAAGGAUGGAUUGGGGGAGGAAAUAAAAUAGAAGAUUUUAAAUGGAUUGAGGAUGAAAGAAAGAUCAAGGAAGUUAUGGAAGGAAGGAAGUUAUGGAAGGACGUAAGGAAGGAAGUUAUGGAAGGACGGAAGGAAGGAAGGAAGGAAGUUAUGGAAGGAAGGAACGAAGUUAUGGAAGGAAGGAAGUAAGUUAUGGAAGGAAGGAAGUAAGUUAUGGAAGGAAGGAAGUAAGUUAUGGAAGGAAGGAAGUAAGUUAUGGAAGGAAGGAAGUAAGUUAUGGAAGGACGGAAGGAAGUUAUGGAA